Hippopotamus amphibius kiboko is the source of this 4247-nucleotide messenger RNA. It is a transcript of the gene NAMPT, whose product is annotated as nicotinamide phosphoribosyltransferase. Gene Ontology annotation, biological process: NAD+ biosynthetic process. The transcript is spliced from 12 exons. The coding region runs from base 188 to 1663 and encodes 491 amino acids. Gene Ontology annotation, molecular function: nicotinamide phosphoribosyltransferase activity. The record is from RefSeq and is a predicted model, not a curated record. Lineage: Eukaryota; Metazoa; Chordata; Mammalia; Artiodactyla; Hippopotamidae.
ACGCGUCAGAUGAAACCGGCCCCUCGGACCUUAGACCUCACCGCAGCUCUUCAGAUUUUAAAGAGAGGGUUAGGAGGACCAGGAGGGACACAAGGGAUGGAAGCAAAAGACUCGAUCCUUAAUCCGAGCCAGAGACAAAGCCGCGCCGGGCAGCCCGCGGCGCGCGGCCCCCACAAUCCGGCCCGAGAUGAACGCUGCGGCAGAAGCCGAGUUCAACAUCCUCCUGGCCACCGACUCGUACAAGGUUACUCACUAUAAACAAUACCCACCCAACACAAGCAAAGUUUAUUCCUACUUUGAAUGCCGUGAAAAGAAGACAGAAAACUCCAAAAUAAGGAAGGUGAAAUAUGAGGAAACAGUAUUUUAUGGGUUGCAGUACAUUCUUAAUAAGUACUUAAAAGGUAAAGUAGUGACCAAAGAGAAGAUCCAGGAAGCCAAAGAGGUGUACAAAGAGCAUUUCCAAGAUGAUGUCUUUAAUGAAAAGGGAUGGAACUACAUUCUUGAGAAAUAUGAUGGGCAUCUUCCAAUAGAAGUAAAAGCUGUUCCUGAGGGCUCUGUCAUUCCCAGGGGAAAUGUUCUCUUCACAGUGGAAAACACAGAUCCAGAAUGUUACUGGCUUACAAAUUGGAUUGAGACUAUUCUUGUUCAGUCCUGGUAUCCAAUCACAGUGGCCACAAAUUCUAGAGAGCAGAAGAAAAUAUUGGCCAAAUAUUUGUUAGAAACGUCUGGUAACUUAGAUGGUCUGGAGUACAAGUUACAUGAUUUUGGCUACAGAGGAGUUUCAUCCCAAGAGACUGCUGGCAUAGGAGCAUCUGCUCAUUUGGUUAACUUCAAAGGAACAGAUACAGUAGCAGGAAUUGCUUUAAUUAAAAAAUACUAUGGAACGAAAGAUCCUGUCCCAGGCUAUUCUGUUCCAGCGGCAGAACACAGUACCAUAACAGCUUGGGGGAAGGACCAUGAAAAAGAUGCUUUUGAACAUAUAGUAACACAAUUUUCAUCAGUGCCUGUUUCUGUGGUCAGCGAUAGCUAUGACAUUUAUAAUGCGUGUGAGAAAACAUGGGGUGAAGAUCUAAGACAUUUAAUAGUAUCAAGAAGUACAGAGGCACCACUAAUAAUCAGACCUGAUUCUGGAAAUCCUCUUGACACUGUAUUAAAGGUUUUGGAUAUUUUAGGUAAGAAGUUCCCUGUUACUGAGAACUCAAAAGGCUACAAGUUGCUGCCACCUUAUCUUAGAGUUAUUCAAGGUGAUGGAGUAGAUAUUAAUACCUUACAAGAGAUUGUGGAAGGCAUGAAGCAAAAAAAAUGGAGUAUUGAAAAUGUUGCCUUCGGUUCUGGUGGAGCUUUGCUACAGAAAUUAACAAGAGAUCUCUUGAAUUGUUCCUUUAAAUGUAGUUAUGUUGUAACCAAUGGCCUUGGGGUUAAUGUCUUCAAGGACCCAGUUGCUGAUCCUAACAAAAGGUCCAAAAAGGGCCGAUUAUCUUUACAUAGGACACCAGCAGGGAAUUUUGUUACACUUGAGGAAGGAAAAGGAGACCUUGAAGAAUAUGGUCAUGAUCUUCUCCAUACUGUCUUCAAGAAUGGGAAGGUGACAAAAAGCUAUUCAUUUGAUGAAGUAAGAAAAAAUGCACAGCUGAAUAUCGAACUGGAAGCAGCACGUCAUUAGGCUUUGUUUUAUGACUGGGUAUGUGUGCGUGUGGCCGCGUGUGCGUGUGUGCGCCUGUGUAAUACAUAAUGUUUAUUGUACAGAUGUGUGGGGUUUGUGUUUUAUGAUGCAUUAUAGCCAAAUUAUUUGUUGGUUUAUGGACAUACUGCCCUUUUCAUUUUUUCUUUUUUCCAGUGUUUAGGUGAUCUCAAAUUAGGAAAUGCUCUUAACCAUGUAAAAGAUAAUUGCUACAGUAAGCUUUUUAGGGCCCUUUGCCAAUAGGUAGUAAUUCAAUCUGGUAUUGAUCUUUUCACAAACAGAAUCAAGAAACUUUUAUAUAUAACUGAAGAUCACAUAAAACAGAUUUGCAUAAAAUUAUCAUGAUUGCUUUAUGUUUAUAUUUAACUUGUAUUUUUGUAUAAACAAGAUUGUGUAAGAUAUAUUUAAAGUUUCAGUGAUUUAACAGUCUUUCCAACUUUUCAUGAUUUUUAUGAGCACAGACUUUCAAGAAAAUACUUGAAAAUAAAUUACAUUGCCUUUUGUCCAUUAAUCAGCAAAUAAAACAUGGCCUUAACAAAGUUGUUUGUGUUAUUGUACAAAUUGAAAAUUAUGUCAGGACAUACCCAAUAGAAUUACUAACCCUCACUGCCCCUUGUAGAGUAUGUAUUAAUCAUUCUACAGUAAAGGAAAUAAUGGUUCUUACUGGAAUGUCUAGGCACUGUACAGUGAUUAUACACGUUGGUCAUUGUAUUCUACCAGUGAAAUGCCAAAUUUGAAAGGCCUGUACUGCAAUUUUAUAUGUCAGAUAUUGCCUGUGGCUCUAAUAUGCACCUCAAGAUUUUAAGGAGAUUUUUAGAGAGAAUUUCUGCUUACACUAUAGAAUAUAUACAUAAAUGUAAAAUACUGACAGAAAUGGAAGUAGUGUAUUUUAAAGUAAUUACACUUCUGAAUUUAUUUUUCCUAUUCUAUAGUUGAUAUGACUUAAAUGAAUUACUGGAAUGGGUAGUGAGUGUACUUAUUUUAAAUGUUUUGAUUCUGUUAUUUUUUCAUUAAGUUUUUCGAAAAUUAAAUUGGAUAUUCAAUUUUAUGGACAUCAUUUAUUAAUUUUAAACUGAAUCCCUCAAUAAAUAAUGCUCAAGCAAGCUCUUAAAUGAAGAUAAAUUAUCCCGAAUGAAAAACAUGACGACAUGAGUUUGAAUAGAAGAAUCUGGACCAAAAGUGGAAAAGUGGCUAAAUUCAAAGUGUUCAACAUCAGCCUGUUCUAGAGUGAUUAAACUACUAGAUUCUGAGUCAGUCAUCACAGCUGACUAGAGACCAGGGUGUUUUAGAUAUCCUUUCUGUUCUAAGGCAGGGAUUGGCCAGCUGUGGCCUGCAGGCCAAAUUCGGACUACUCUUUGUAAACACAUAUUGUCUAUGGCUGCUUUCUCACAGCAGCAGCAGAAACUGAGUCGUUGCACUGGUGACCUUAUGACCCACAAAGCCUGAAAUGUUUAUUAUCUGGCCCUUUACAGAAAAGUGUGUCGAGCCUUGUUGUAAGAAAAGGGGUGUGCCUUGAUACGGAGUUUUUCUCUUGUCUUUUCUCAUUUAAGAAUCUGAUAUUAGAAGACUGUUUAGAAAAGCUUUAGCAACAUGACAUUAAAAGUGAAAUUUUAAAAAUGGAAAAGCCAUAAAUCAUUUUGUCCUAAACAGUUACUUGAGAAAGUAUUUUAUCACUAGAGUAAGUAAAGAGUAGGAGUAUUAAGAAGAACACACCUUUCUUCACAAAAUGUGCUAAGGGGCUUAUAGAGAAGUAAAAGAAACUAUUACCAGUAACAACUUGGUGACCGCCCAUAAUUUUGGUUUUGUUUAAACACUGGCAUUAUACUACAGAUAACAGUCUUUAUGCACUGUGAGUUUCAGCAGUUUCAGAGCAUCCAGAGUUUUAUUUUAAAACUUUCAGUGAAUGCUAAAAUCUGUACGUUUGUACAUGGCCAUACAUUGGGGGAAUGGAAUUAUUCAUUCUAUUAGCUCUUAGCCACUUGGAAUUGAUUAAUCCUGAAUCUUCAUCAUGUAAGCACUUAGUAUUUGGCUAUCCUGAGUAGCUCCUGGGUAACAUAGGUAUCAAAUAGAACUCUGUUGUGUCACCCUUAAAUCAGUCUGACUCUUCCAGACAAAAGCAAAUGGCAUGUAUGGGUUUGCUUAAGUCGCUAAACUUGCAGUUGACAACAGUUAAUCCCCCUCAAUUCAUAGUAUCAUGAAGUAUUUGUAUUUUAAAUAGGAGAUAGGAGUUCUGCGUUGACGCUUUAUUUGUACUCUGUACUUAAGGGAUAAUCAUUAAAACCAUUUUACUUUAUUUCCUUUCUUGAAAUAAAUUGUUAUGAAAAACAUUUUAUAAUGAAAUCCAUCUUGGAAAACUAGAAAGAGAAAAAUGGCAAGGUAAUUACUGUUCUGUUUGCCAUAAUUUAGAAUUCAAACUUAAACAAGUAUUUUGUAGUUUUACAUUCCUUUUUAACCCAUUCAGUGGAGAAUGUCAGCUUUUCUCCCAAGUUGUAUGUUAAAUCAAUCUAAUAUGUAUUCAACAUCAAAGAUAAACAUGUAAUAAACAUGGAAAUAAAGUUUAGCUCUA